Messenger RNA from Oldenlandia corymbosa var. corymbosa, 1155 nucleotides. Lineage: Eukaryota; Viridiplantae; Streptophyta; Magnoliopsida; Gentianales; Rubiaceae. The record is from the annotation of a GenBank genome assembly.
AUGGCAAUGCUUUCCCGCAAAUGCUGGCUUCGAUUCCGAGCCAUCGGCGGCAGCCUCUCCUUGAAAUCCCUCGUCAACCUCUCUACAGCCACCACCCUGAAGGCGCCUAACCAGAAUGCUGAUGUGGUGGAUUACCUUGUUAACUCACUUGGGUUCUCCAAAGAUGCUGCCAUAACCACCAUAAGUAAGGUACCUCGCUUACGCCCUUCUCCCGAAAAAGCCAAUUCAGUUGUCAAUUAUUUACAAAAUUUGGGGGUCAAUAAAUCGCACAUCCGAAAUAUGGUUUCCGGGCACCCUAGUUUAUUAGUUUGCAGGGUUGAUAAAACCCUAGAACCCAAAUUUAAGUACUUGCGAGAACUUGGUCUCUCCGGGUCGGACCUUGUUAAGGUUAUCUUGGGUUACAAAUUCGUCUGGAGAUUAGCAUUGGAUACUGAAAUCAAAUCUCGAGUUUUGUAUUUGCGACAAUUGGUCGGUACUGAUGAUAAUGUACUUACAGUGUUAAAGAGAUAUUCUAGGGUGCUUGGUUGCUGCGACACUGAAUUGGUAGAAAGUAAUUUAAAGCUGCUGAGAAACUAUGGCAUUUCCGAGGAUAAUAUUGUGAAGCUGAUCGUGAGGCGUCCUAGAAGGAUUUUUGCCACAAAGCCUGAGGAGAUGGAGGAGAUUUUACAUAAAGUAGAAAGAGUUUUGCGCAUUCCUCGUCAAUCCGCUGCUACCUUCCACUAUGGAGUGGAGGUCAUCUUCUCGUUCAAUGAAUCUAACAUUGAUGAGAAAUUAGAAGUGUUUCGGAGUUUUGGAUGGUCUGACGCAGAGAUCUUUAAAAUGGUUAAAAUGCUACCCCCUGUUUUGCGCGUGUCAAGUCCUAGAAUAAGAGAAGUACUUGAUUAUUUCAUGAACGAACUUGGAUACAGUUCAGACUACCUGGCUUCCCGCCCAAUUUUUCUUACAUAUAGUUUUGACAAUAGGGUGAAGCCACGGAAUGAAGUUUUGAGAAUUCUAUGUGAGAAGAAGUUGAACAAUAGUAAGGCUGGUUUGUUUACUGUUUUGGCCUUGCCAGAGCCACGGUUUUUAAAGAAUUUUAUUCUUCCUUACAAGGACAUACUGCCGGAUAUAUGUGAAGCUUAUUUGAGUAAAACUAAAACGCCAAAGAGCAAGUAA